Ailuropoda melanoleuca (giant panda) is the source of this 8191-nucleotide messenger RNA. It is a transcript of the gene QRICH2, whose product is annotated as glutamine rich 2. The record is from RefSeq and is a predicted model, not a curated record. Bases 2331 to 8009 code for a protein of 1892 amino acids. Lineage: Eukaryota; Metazoa; Chordata; Mammalia; Carnivora; Ursidae. Gene Ontology annotation, cellular component: sperm flagellum. The transcript has 19 exons. Gene Ontology annotation, biological process: cell projection assembly; flagellated sperm motility.
GACGUCAAAUCCUUUUUGGAAUAAUGGAUUUAGAAAUCUAACUUUUUAAAAAACAGAACAAAUUAUACUUUUUCCUGUGUGAUAGGUGACAACGUGUAUGCCAUUGCUUAGGACUGCACUUGACCUUUCUACCCAGCAACUAAAAUACUCUCGUUUAUAGCACAUUUGUCAGGUAGGCCUUUUAAAUGUUCAGCCUGGUCUGUACAGGACUGAAUGUAAUGGGAAGGAGCAGAGCCCAUCUGUUGGGCAAGGAGCUGGAAUUGGUUCUGUUCCUAAGGGAUAGCAAAGGACAAUUCACUUCUUUGUACAAUUGUAUUUCUCUGCAGGGACGUUUCCUUGACAUUUUUAUCCCUUGCCUAAUGACUUGAAAAGUUCCCAAGCCACAAUCAAGACUUUGGGCACAUUAGCUUUUUCAAGCACACAAGUUGCCUUCUGUUAACAGUCCAAGUAGGGGAGUUUUGAGCAAGAGCUUCAUUAUCAGAUAGCAUGGUGGUGGAGGAAGAGCUGUGGACUAUUGCUCAGGAGACCUGUUUCUUACUCAUAGGGUCGGGCAGAUGUCUAGUUCUUUCUGGGCCUCUCAUCAGUUGUAAAAAGGGAGGUUUGGAACUGACAGCUGAGGGAGGUCCUUUUCAACUCCAUAAUUCCAUUUAUACAUCCAGUUUAUGUUUUCCUGUGUCUAUAAGAACAGAGGUGUUUAUAUGCACUUAUUAGAAUAUAUUCAUAUACGCGCUUUCCACUGGCAUUUAGUGGGUCCUAAUAUAUGCCUGGCUUGAUGCCCAGUCUCAGGGCUGUGCAGAUGAAGUGAGGACUCAGGGAGCCGACAUUCUGGCCAGGGCUAGUGGAGUAGUAGCAGUAAUGGGGUCACAUCCUUCUGGAAAGUCACUGAACUGAGAAUCAAGAAGCUCACAUUCCAUACCCUCUAGGACAGUGGAGCCCCAUCACAGGGCUUUAACCUUGUGAUCCAGCCUUUUGUUUUAUAGGGCAAAAGCAUUAAGUGCACAAGGCUGGAAAGAAUUUGUUCUUUUGAUGGUAUCAGCAAGCACGCGAAGGCCCCAUUGAGUGUCAGGCGCUGGGAAUAUGAUGGUGAACAGAAAUCCUCAAGUGUUAACCUUCCUGGAGGUCCUAGACUGGUGUUUAACUCCACUCCCAGGCAACACUUGGGGACAAGGGGCAUGAAGGGUUUCAGUUUCAUUUUACCGGCUCAGACAAAAAAUUUGCAUUUGAGAAGUGGUUAAAAUAGGAGUCCAUGGUACAGAGUUUUGCACAGGUUUUCCUUAGCUUUCCUGACUAUAAACACAUUUUACAUUUUCUGGAAGAAUCUGGUGUAGGGAAGUCAAGCCCCGAUUGCUGAGAGCACCAAAUUCCUCUAGCCCUGUCUAAUCCUGCCUUGUGAUGAGCUGAAAUGCUGGCACUUGACCAGAUGAGUCUGUUUUGAGAUAAACUAGGCCAGGGUGGCCCUGUGAAGGUCUUUCAUCUGGUGGCUGACUGGAGCUGCCUGGGUGGUGAGGGGUGUUUUCCAAGUUACCCUCCUUUCUGAUGAAGUAAAAUGAGAUCCGAACGGCCCUCAAAAGGCCAAGGUCUCAGGACUGCAUCCCUUAGAUAUAUGUGCCACUGCCCUAAAUAAUGGAACUGAGUUCAGGACACACAUGGUGUCUCAAAUCUGGCCGUCCUUAGUGGCUGAGUGAAUGAGAGGCCUUCCUAGGUUAAGGGGCGUCUGGAAUCUAGGUGAGCCAUAGGAGGCCUCCCCUCCCCAAACUGCUGUGUUCCCAUAGCAGUGCCUUGACACAGCCCCAUAGCCCCUUUAGGAGCGUUUACUGAUAGUAACAAUUUGUGAUGCCUUGGGGGUAUGGCCAGGCUUCCCAAGACCCCGCCAGGAUGGGCUCCCCUUGAGAGUUGGGGGGGUGGAUUCGCGUGUGGGCCGGUCCCGCAAAGCGCCGUGCCCCUCUGGACCGCGCCAGUUCUUUCGCAGAACCCUCGGGGCGCGCAGGGGCUCGCACAACCGGGCAGCGAACGGGGCCGUCCCUCCCGUUCCAAACGUCCGCUGGCCGCUACACCGUGGGAGGGGAGGGCGGCCCAGGGCUGUAGCUCGGAGGCCGGACGACUGGACGGCGGAGGGUAGGCGGGUGUCCGGACCCCGCCGGCAAAGCGGCCGCGGGUCCCCAGAGGCAGAGAGUGGGAAGCCCGGCGGCCGGGCGCCUCCACUCCGUCCUCCGGGCGGGCUGCAGACAGUGACUGGUGCCCCGGAGAGCGCCCAGAGGCGUGGCGGGCAGUGAGGGGGACAUGGGCGCCCGGCCGGCUGAGGGCGCGGACCGCUGCUGAGAGGGCGCACGAUGCCGCCCGCGAUGGCGGCCACCACCACGGUCUCCCUCCGGGAGCUGGCCGACCUGGCCAUCGGCACCCCGGAGGUGGGCGCCGUCAACUUCACGGCCCUGCACACGCUCGUCGUGGCCAUGCUCCGGAACCUCAACCUGCAGGAGGUGCGCAUCAACUUCCAGUCGCCGUCGCCGGAGCCCAGCCGCACCCUGGAGCCCCCGCAGGCCAUGCUCAGCGCCCCGCAGCUGGCCGUGUCCAAAGAGAAGCCGCGCGCCAGCCUGACCAAGCCGCCGACGGAGGCGGCGGCGCUGGAGAGCCAGGUGAAGGGCCUGGGCGGCCAGGUCCAGGACCUCAGCCGGCAGCUCAAGACCGUCACGAGCCAGGUGCAGGGCAUCGUGAGCCACGUGCAGCACCUUACGGCUCCCAUCAGCGAGCUGGACGCCCGGCACUGGCUGGAGGAGGAGCCGGCCGAGCUGACGCCGGCAGGGGCACGAGCAAGCUCGUUGAAAAUCGCGAAGGGCGAGCGGGCCUCCGUCGCCCAGGUCUCCCAGGUCUCCCAGGCCAUGGAGCUGCUGCGCGAGGUAGUGGAGGACGUGAAAACCCUCAAAGAAGCCCAGGAAAAGGCGCAGGAGCUCCCCGAGUCGAGCCUUGCGAAAGUCCUCCAACGGAUUGAUGUACUAGAGAAGAUAGUCAGAGAUCGGGAUGAAUUCCUGAAUCUAGUGAGCCGGAAGAUGAGUUUGAUGCCUGUUGGAGAAGAAGUCACCAUGGUCACCUGGGAGGAGCUGGAGCAAGCGAUUACUGAUGGCUGGAGGGCCUCACAAGGGGGCUCAGAGACAACAACAGGACUCCCUAAACGCAAAGGGCACCCUUCCUUAACAUCAGAUGAUACGCUUCAAGGUGGAGUCCCCAUCAGGCGCCCAAGUGCUGACCCGGCUCUGGAUUCUCCCGGUGGUCAUGGCUCAGAUCAGACCUUAUCAGGAAUCAGCGGCAUAGGAAACCCCUCUGAAGGGGUUACCAGGGAACGAAGCAGAGGGGUCUCUGCUACUGCCUUCCCUGGUAGAGAACAGCACCCAAGAGCCCGUGAUGAAGCUGGCCUGGCGAAGUCCCAUCACCCAUCUAUGUCCCGAUUCAGAGUAGAGUCAGAUCGUCGCAGGACGAGAGAGCUACCACCGCACAGCUUAGCCCAUCUAAGAAAAGAUGAACAAGAGGCACACCCUGGUCCAGGUCAACAGGACUUACCCUCAGCCACUGUGGCCAGAGAUCAGCAUCAUCAGGUGUACCCAGAUCAGCACGGGGGGGUGGAUGCAAGCCAGAGUCAAAUCUAUCCCAGGCCAGAUCAGCAUGGAUUAGGACCACUUGGCACAGAUCUGCUUGCAUUGCAUCCUCCUAGCACUUACCCACAUGGUGUGGUACCCCUCAGCACAGGUCAGCUUGCUAUGAUGCCGCCUGGAAUGGAUGAGCAGGGCUUGUUGCUACCUGGCAUGGAUCGGUAUGGUAUGGUGCCACCAUCAGUACCUGGCACAGAUCAGCGAGGAUUGCAACUACCUAGUACAGUGCAGCCUGGUAUGGUUCCACUUAGCACAAAUCGGUAUGGCACAGUACUUCCCGGCAUAGACCAACAGCUGGGUGUGGAUCAGCAUGGAUUGCUACCCUUCGGUAUAGAUCAGCAUGGAUUUUUCAUAUCUGGCAUGGAUCAACAAGGAUUGGUACUGCCUGGCAUGAAUCAACAUGGAUUGGUUCCACAUCUUACAGAUCAACAUGGUUUGGUAUCACCUGGUUUGAUGCAAGUUGCUGCAGAUCAGCAAGGUUUUGUGCAGCCCAGCUUGGAAACAUCUGGGUUCGUUCAACCGGGUACAGAGCAGCAUGAUGUAAUCCAGCCUGGGCGUUUUUUGGUGCAACCUGGGAUGGGUCAGCGUGGUUUGGUGCAACCUGGUGCAGGUCAGCCUGGCGCAGGUCAGCCUGGAAUGGAUCAACGUGGUUUGGGGCAGCCUGGAAUGGAUCAACGUGGUUUGGGGCAGCCUGGAAUGGAUCAGCGUGGUUUGGGGCAGCCUGGAAUGGAUCAGCGUGGUUUGGGGCAGCCUGGAAUGGAUCAGCGUGGUUUGGGGCAGCCUGGAAUGGAUCAGCGUGGUUUGGGGCAGCCUGGAAUGGAUCAGCGUGGUUUGGGGCAGCCUGGAAUGGAUCAGCGUGGUUUGGGGCAGCCUGGAAUGGAUCAGCGUGGUUUGGGGCAGCCUGGAAUGGAUCAGCGUGGUUUGGGGCAGCCUGGAAUGGAUCAGCGUGGUUUGGGGCAGCCUGGAAUGGAUCAGCGUGGUUUGGGGCAGCCUGGAAUGGAUCAGCGUGGUUUGGGGCAGCCUGGAAUGGAUCAGCGUGGUUUGGGGCAGCCUGGAAUGGAUCAGCGUGGUUUGGGGCAGCCUGGAAUGGAUCAGCGUGGUUUGGGGCAGCCUGGAAUGGAUCAGCGUGGUUUGGGGCAGCCUGGAAUGGAUCAGCGUGGUUUGGGGCAGCCUGGAAUGGAUCAGCGUGGUUUGGGGCAGCCUGGAAUGGAUCAGCGUGGUUUGGGGCAGCCUGGAAUGGAUCAGCGUGGUUUGGGGCAGCCUGGAAUGGAUCAGCGUGGUUUGGGGCAGCCUGGAAUGGAUCAGCGUGGUUUGGGGCAGCCUGGAAUGGAUCAGCGUGGUUUGGGGCAGCCUGGAAUGGAUCAGCGUGGUUUGGGGCAGCCUGGAAUGGAUCAGCGUGGUUUGGGGCAGCCUGGAAUGGAUCAGCGUGGUUUGGGGCAGCCUGGAAUGGAUCAGCGUGGUUUGGGGCAGCCUGGAAUGGAUCAACGUGGUUUGGGGCAGCCUGGAAUGGAUCAACAUGGUUUGGGGCAGCCUGGAAUGGAUCAGCGUGGUUUGGGGCAGCCUGGAAUGGAUCAGCGUGGUUUGGGGCAGCCUGGAAUGGAUCAGCGUGGUUUGGUGCAACCUGGGGUGGGUCAGCCUGUUUUGGUGCAACCUGGUGCAGGUCAGCCUGGCUUGUUGCAGCCUGGAAUGGAUCAGCGUGGUUUGGUCCAGCGUGGUGCAGAUCCACGUGGCUUUUUUCAACCUGGUGCCUAUCCACCUGGUUUGGUACAGCCUGGUGCAUAUCCACCUGGUUUGGUCCAAUCUAGUGCCUAUCCACGUGGUUUGCGUGGUUUGGUUCAACCUGGAAUAGAUCAGCAUGGCUUGAGGCAACCUGGUACAGAACAACGAGGCUUGAUACCACCAGGCACAGAGCUUCGUGGCUUUCCAACUUUCCACCCAGAGUUUCCAAGAUUUUUAUCGCAUCCGGAUCAGCAUGGUGUAAUACAUCCUGGCAGAUAUCAACAUGGUCAGGUGUCCCCACUCCUAAUCAAUGAAGGUUUGGCAGCACCAGGUAUUGGCCAGGAGGGUUUAUCAGAAGCUUACCAGCAAGGUUUGUCACCUCAUGGCACAGACCAGCGUGGCCUAACACCAUUAAGCACCCGUGUGGGAUCUGCACAGCAAGACCAACAGCAUUUGAUAUCACCUGGCCCCGAUCAGCACGGCCAGGUACAAGCAGGUACAGACCAGCAUGACCGUGCAUCCUCGAUCCCAGAAUCCCGUGACCUAUUGUAUCCAGGCCCUCAUGGCCCGGGCGUCCUGGGGGUAGAUCCGUAUGUCCAGACAGGUUUGGAUCCAAAACAAAUAUAUGCCUCAGGCCAACCUGGAAUUUCUGUCCGGACUGCUCCAAGCCAAGCAGCCACCUUUGCCAGGAGCACAGACUCUCUUAACUAUCUCUACCGAGUCUCAUCAGAAAAGAGUGAUUUCCAGAGCGAAAGACAUGAUUCCCUGGAUAAACUGGCCCCGAGCUUCCCCAUGGCAGUGGAAACAUUUCGUCUGAUGGGAGAGCUCAUUGGCCUCUAUGUGGAGCUCAAGGAGAACAUGAAAGAGCUGGAUGAGGUGCAGGCUGGCCAGAGCGACUUGGAGAAGAUCCAGCACCUGCUUGGGCUCAUGGUCAAAAAGAGCGUACCCGCUGACCUGGAGGAGCAGCUGAAGACCUUAAAGUCCUUGACCAAAGAAGUUCGGCAGGAAAAAGCAAAACUGGACAGGAUGCAGAGGGUCCUGGAAGGCAACGGGGAGCAAGGACUAGGAGAAGACAUGAAGAAUGGCCAGCUGGGCUUGCAGCUGGGAAUCCUCAGAGUUACCGUGGCUGACAUUGAGAAGGAACUGGCCGAGCUGAGGGAGAGCCAAGAGCGGGGCAAGGUCAGCAUGGAACAUUCCGUCUCCGAAGCCUCCCUCUACCUGCAGGACCAGCUUGACAAGCUCAGGACGAUCAUCGAGAGCAUGCUGGCCUCGUCUUCCACGCUGCUGUCCAUGAGCAUGGCUCCUCACAAGACCCUGGCAACCUUGGAACCUGGCCAGAUUGACCCUGAGGCCACGUGCCCCGCCUGCAGCCUGGACCUGAGCCAUCAGGUCAGCACGCUGGUGCAGCGCUACGAGCAGCUGCAGGACAUGGUCAACAAUCUGGCUGCCUCCCGGCCCUCCAAGAAAGCCAAGCUCCAGAGCCAGGUGACUCCCACUGGCCCCUCUCCUGGUGUGGCCACCCAUGCCCCACCGCGGGGAGCCACAGCCCAGAGGCCCACAGAGCGGGGGGCAGCUGGAAACCCCGCUGGCUUUGGGUUAGGACAGGUGGUGCUGGAUGGGCCCCCCAAAGCUGCCUGGCGGGCAGAGGGGCCAAGGCCUUCUGUGUUCGCCCUCUCUCCCGUUCCCAACCCUCGGGGCAGGGCACUCACCCUCUGCGUGUAUCCCACUCCUCACAGGCAGCUCUUGGCACAUUUCCACUGCCUCUCUUGUGACCGUCCCUUGGAGACGACUGUGACUGGACAGUUUAUCCCUGUGACUCCUGUGGGCCCAGCCCUGCCUGGGCACCGUUCCAUCCGCCCCUACACUGUCUUUGAGCUGGAGCAGGUCCGGCAGCAGAGCCGCAACCUCAAGCUGGGCAGUAGUGCCUUCGCUCGGAGCGACUUGGCACACAUGGAGCGGAGCGUGGGGCGUCUGCGCACCAUGCACUCCAAGAUGCUGAUGGACAUUGAGAAGGUGCAGAUCCACUUCGGAGGCUCGAUCAAGGCCAGCAGCCAGAUGAUCCGGGAGCUGCUGCAGGCACAGUGCCUGAGCUCCCCCUGCUACAAACGGAUGCCGGAGACGGCCGACUACACAUACUCGAGCGUGCCCCGGCGCUGUGGGGGCAGCCAUACGCUCACCUACCCCUACCGCCGCAGCCGUCUGCAGCACCUGUCCCAGGGCCUGUACCCCACCGAGGAGGUCCAGAUCGCCAUGAAGCAUCAUGAGGUAGAUAUCUUGGGCCUGGAUGGACAUAUCUACAAGGGACGGAUGGAUACAAGGCUGCCGGGCAUCCUGACCAAAGACACCUCCGUCUCCGGGAUGUCCAAGCACAAGGCCAAGCAGUCCCGGCCCCACGUGCACAGGCAGCAGUCCCUCAGCAACAACGGCCAGCUGCCCUCGCGGCCUCAGAGUGCUCAGAUGCUGGCUGGCAACAGUCCAGCUCCUCCUCGUCCGCGGAAAGACAGACCCAUGUCCUCCGAGGGGCACCUCGCGCAGCCGAAUGCGGCCCACCCGCCCAGCCCCAGCGAGAUGGAGAUGCAUAUGGACGUGCCUCCUGGGGAGGGGCUCGAGGAGCCCACCCGGGGCCCCCGGUCCGCCACUGCUCAGUGAGCAACGUUAUUAAUAAACGUUUAGGAAGAAGCUUGGGGCAGCGAGGCUUCUGUGGUCCUGGCUCGGGAAGAUGGAGUGGAAGGGGAAGGCCCCUGUGGGCCCACACCGCCAGCCCAGCCCCAGGGCCAGGAGGCCGGCCUGCAGUUGGAGAACAGGUCGGACUUGUAGCCUGAGAACGAGAU